UACGGUUUUGCAUGUAAAUCCUUUUUGUUUUCUUUCAUAAAGAAAACCCUUUCUAAUAAGUAAAUUGUCAAUGGUUAAGUCCUUUGCGUGACUUUGUCAUGUACAUAAUGAUAAAUGGAAUGGAAAAAUUAAGAUGAACAAUCUCCAUUUGUACGCCUCCUCCCGCUUCCGCCACCUCCCUAAGACCUUCUCUCUACGCCGCGAAGUUCCGUGGUGGGAUCAAAUCCUCGAUCCGGGAAGCCAAAUCGUGACCAAAUGGAACUACAUCAUCCUCGUGACAUGCCUCAUAGCCUUGUUUUUGGACCCUCUCUAUUUUUACCUGCCAGUCAUCGCUGGCCCUGCCUGCAUGAGUAUCGAUUUAGGCCUAGGAAUCAUUGUCACGUUCUUCCGUACGGUGGCAGACUUGUUCUUCCUCAUGCACAUCAUCUUAAAAUUUAGAACGGCUUUCGUGGCACCCAAUUCCAGGGUUUUCGGGAAGGGAGAGCUGGUGAUGGAUCCCAGGGCCAUCGCCAUCCGCUACUUGAAGUCAAGUUUUGCCAUUGAUCUUGCUGCUGCGCUCCCUCUCCCACAGAUUGUCAUUUGGUUCAUAAUUCCAGCAGCAAAAAGUCCAUCGGCUGCUCAUGCUAACCACACGCUUUCUUUCAUUGUUCUCAUUCAAUAUGUUCCUCGAUUCUUCAUCAUGUUUCCUCUGAACCAGCGGAUAAUUAAAACUACUGGCGUUGUGGCUAAGACUGCUUGGUCAGGUGCAGCAUACAAUCUACUUCUGUCUAUGCUGGCUAGCCAUGUCUUAGGAUCUUCAUGGUAUGUGUUGUCUAUUCAACGGCAGUACCAGUGCUGGAGAAUGGAAUGUGCUAAGGAGAUGAAUGCUACCCACUCACCAUCAUGUAAUCCUUUAUUCCUUGAUUGUAGCACCAUAGGAAAGCCCGAACGUAACUUUUGGCUCAAGGUUACUCGUGUGAUCACUAGUUGCGAUGCUAAGAAUGAUGACAACAACGAUUUUCAGUUUGGGAUGUUUUCUGAUGCUUUCACCAACGAUGUUGCUUCAGCAGAUUUCCUUGAUAAAUAUUUUUAUUGCCUUUGGUGGGGUUUAAAAAAUUUGAGUUCAUAUGGACAAAAUAUUGUGACUAGUACACUUAGUGGAGAAACAUUAUUUUGCAUUCUUAUUUGUAUCAUUGGUCUAGUUUUCUUCUCACAUCUCAUAGGCAACAUGCAGACCUAUCUUCAAUCUACAACAGCAAGAAUAGAAGAGUGGAGGGUCAGACGAAGAGAUACUGAAGAGUGGAUGAGACACAGGCAAUUGCCACCAGAUUUGCAGGACCGUGUUCGCCGGUUUGUUCAAUAUAAAUGGAUUGCCACAAGAGGUGUUGAUGAAGAAGCCAUAUUGAAGUCCCUACCCUUGGAUCUCAGGCGUCAAAUUCAAAGGCAUCUCUGUCUUGCCCUUGUUCGCCGAGUUCCUUUUUUUGCUCAAAUGGAUGAUCAGCUCCUCGAUGCCAUAUGCGAACGCCUUGUCCCUUCCUUGAACACCAACGACAUGUACUUGGUUCGGGAAGGUGAUCCUGUGAAUGAGAUGCUUUUCAUCAUUAGAGGCAGAUUAGAAAGCUCUACAACCAAUGGCGGUAGAGCAGGAUUUUUCAAUUCCAUUACCCUGGGACCUGGUGACUUUUGUGGUGAAGAGUUGCUGACAUGGGCCUUGGUUCCAGCCUCUACCUCUGAGUUAAACCUUCCAUUAUCAACCAGAACAGUCAAGUCCCUGACUGAAGUUGAGGCCUUUGCUCUCCGCUCCAGGGACCUCAAAUUUGUAGCCAAACAAUUCAAGCGCCUCCAUAGCAAGACACUGCAACAUGCUUUCAGGUACUAUUCCCACCAAUGGAGGACUUGGGGAGCUUGCUUUAUACAAGCUGCUUGGAGAAGGUUCAAGAGGAAGAAGCAGGCAAUGGAGCUGGCAAAGCAGGAGAACUUGUACUACACGCAAGACAAUGAAGAUGGCUACAGUGAGGGAUCAGCUGCUGCAGAAUAUGAUGAUGGUGGUGCUGCAUCAGCUGAUAAUGCAAACAACUCCCAGCAUCUUGGUGCCACAAUUCUGGCUUCUAAAUUUGCUAAAAACACUAGAAAAGGAACCAAGAAGAUAACUAGGAUUGACCCUGACGACUCUAGCUUAAAAUUGCCCAAAAUGUUUAAGCCUGUGGAGCCUGAUUUCUCUGCAGACCAUGAUAGUUAAGUACCAUACACACGAUCUAGCAAACAUCUUGUUAAAAAUAAUCAUUUACUGAACCACAAAUAAAACAAAAGAAGGAUUUCCAUCUCCCAGCAGCAGUUUAAUUGGAUGAAAUUGAAAAAGAUGUGAGGUUGUGGGUCAAUACCGGAAAUAUCAUGUGAAAAAGUCCUUUCAUUAAUUAAAAUAUGCAUAUUUUUUAACUUAGGGGAAUUAAAUAAAUACUACUAUUAAUGCUUUUGGAUUGGUGAAAAUUAGACAACAAACUUACAGUUGAAGAAAAAGAAAAAGAAAUUUUGGGUCACCAAAAAGCAUUGGACUCUGUA
Theobroma cacao (cacao) is the source of this 2538-nucleotide messenger RNA. RefSeq names its product putative cyclic nucleotide-gated ion channel 16. Gene Ontology annotation, molecular function: voltage-gated potassium channel activity. Gene Ontology annotation, cellular component: membrane. Gene Ontology annotation, biological process: potassium ion transport; transmembrane transport. Lineage: Eukaryota; Viridiplantae; Streptophyta; Magnoliopsida; Malvales; Malvaceae. The record is from RefSeq and is a predicted model, not a curated record.